Microthlaspi erraticum is the source of this 1185-nucleotide messenger RNA. NCBI's taxonomy places the organism in Eukaryota, Viridiplantae, Streptophyta, Magnoliopsida, Brassicales, Brassicaceae. The record is from the annotation of a GenBank genome assembly.
AUGGUGUUGGUAGUAUCGUAUGUUUUCAUGGUUCUAACCAUUAUUUCCAUGGAUCUAAGGAUCUCUCAAGCCACAUCCCGUCUCAUCUUUCACGAGUCAUCAGUUGCUGACUACCACCAACAAUGGAUGAUUCAAUUCUCUAAAGUUUAUAGCAAUGAAUCCGAGAAACUGAUGAGGCUUAGAGUGUUUGAGAAAAACUUGAAAUUCAUUGAGAAUUUCAAUAAUAAUGGGAAUCGUAGCUACAAACUUGGUGUCAACGAAUUCACGGAUUGGAGCGAAGAAGAGUUCCUUGCCAGCCACACCGGUCUCAAUGGCAUUAACCUAACCUCACCACCUGUAGUUGAUGAGACCAUGCCAUCUUGGAGUUGGAACAUCAGUAAUGUCGUCGCCAGGAGCAAAGACUGGAGAGAGGAAGGAGCUGUAACACCUGUCAAAUCGCAAGGACAAUGUGGUAAGCUUGCUGUAAUUAUAUUUUAUAAACAGUCUCUACACAUCAUAGAAAGUACACCGCUGGAUUGCUCGUAUGAUGUUAUCAACCUAGGUUUAGGGUUACCAAUAAAAAUUUCGUUUCGUAACAAUGAAGUAAUCGAUAUUUGGGCAGGUAGUUGUUGGGCGUUCGCAACGAUUGCAGCGGUGGAAGGUCUGACAAAGAUAUCCCGAGGGAACCUCGUAUCACUGUCCGAACAGCAGCUUGUAGAUUGCGACACAUCUAAUAACGGUUGCAAUAGCGGAUCAACGGACAAAGCUUUCACGUACAUUGCACAAAACGGAGGCAUUUCUACAGAAGACGCAUACCCUUACCAAUGGAAAGAGGGGAUUUGCCAGUCCAACGCCAAACCCGCCAUGCAGAUUAGUGGAUUCCGAAACGUUUUGGCUAACAACGAGGCUGCGUUGCUCGAGGCUGUAUCGAGACAGCCCAUAUCGGUUUUAGUGGACGCGAGCGUUUCAGGUUUCAUGCAUUACUCAGGGGGAGUGUUCGAUGCGCCCGACUGUGGGAUCAGCAUAACUCAUGCAGUGACGUUGGUUGGGUACGGGACGACAAAGGAAGGGAUCAAGUACUGGCUGGCUAAGAACUCUUGGGGUACUACUUGGGGAGAGAAUGGUUACAUUAGACUUCGUAGAGAUGUGGAGUGGCCUCAAGGCAUGUGUGGUUUGGCUCAGUGGGGUUUUUAUCCGGUUGCUUGA